AUAAGAUCUUGUUUUCCUCAAGUCCAAGCAAUCCAAAACUUGUUCAGUCAAUCCUAUUCAACGAAUCCUUCAUUUCACAUCUAUAUUUGCUUUCGAUUCAUACCGUCAUGCCGUGUCCAUGUGCCUGCAAGAAUUGCUCCUGUGGAGAAACGUGUAAGUGUACCGUCGAAAAAUGUUGCUGCGAGGAAGAGAAAAAAUCGUGCUGUGAAGGAAAAACCGAGAAGACUGAGCAAAAGAAAUAACCAAUGAGCAAGUGAACUUUUCCCACGUCUACUACUAAAUUAUUGUCGAUCUAUAAUUCUUUCGCUUAUCAAUCUUGUCAAUUGAAAUAAAACAAUAUUUUUCUAA
Molecule: messenger RNA, 348 nt
Organism: Caenorhabditis elegans
Lineage: Eukaryota; Metazoa; Nematoda; Chromadorea; Rhabditida; Rhabditidae
Gene: W02F12.8
Product: Metallothionein
Exons: 2
Coding region: 108-242 (44 amino acids)
Source: RefSeq, marked reviewed